CUUACUCGCCUUGAAGGGCGGGCCUUCCGCUGGCCUAUGCGGGCGCGCUCGCCUGUGACGGAGAAGUUGAUUUCUGCGCUGCUUUUUGAGCUGUAGUCGGUUAAUUGGAAGUGUAACGGCGAGGCAGUCUUCUGGUUUCCUUUACGAAAACAUAAUCCUUGUGGUCAUAUAAGCAGUGACUCGGUCAUGUCGAACUCGCGACCCAGGCCCCGCUGGGGCGCCAGAGGUGGCUCUGGGGCAGCCGGCCGGGACGAGCUGGUGUUGCGGUCCUUGCAGAGCGCAGAGCACUGUCUGGGCACACAGGACUUCGGCACUGCGUAUGCCCAUUACCUCCUCGUGCUCAACCUGGCGCCUGAGCUGAAGGACGACGUGAAGGAAACUUUUCAGUAUACACUCUUCCGAUGGGCUGAAGAGCUUGAUGCCCUCAAUCGAAUACAAGACUUACUUGGUUGCUAUGAGCAGGCCUUGGAACUAUUUCCUGAUGAUGAAGUGAUUUGCAAUAGUAUGGGGGAACAUCUCUUCAGGAUGGGCUUUAGAGAUGAAGCAGCCGGGUAUUUUCAUAAAGCAGUGAAGCUAAACCCUGAUUUCAGUGAUGCAAAAGAGAAUUUUUAUCGUGUUGCAAACUGGUUGGUGGAACGCUGGCACUUUAUCAUGCUUAAUGACAGCAAGAGGAAUAUGAUUUAUAAUGCAGCCAUCCAAAAGGCAGUUUGUUUGGGGUCCAAAAGUGUUUUGGACAUUGGAGCAGGAACUGGAAUUCUGAGCAUGUUUGCUAAAAAAGCUGGGGCACAAUCGGUAUAUGCCUGUGAGUUAUCCAAAACGAUGUAUGAACUUGCCUAUGAUGUAGUGGCUGCAAACAAGAUGGAAGCAGGGAUAAAGCUCCUACAUAUGAAGUCACUUGACAUAGAAAUUCCAAAACAUAUUCCUGAAAGAGUGUCCCUAGUUGUAACAGAAACUGUCGAUGCAGGUUUAUUUGGAGAAGGAAUUGUGGAGAGUUUGAUUCAUGCAUGGGAGAAUUUGCUUUUGCAGCCAAAGAUCAAAGGUGAGAAUGAUAAUAGUGAAAAAUAUGGGAAAGUUAUACCAGCAAGUGCUGUUGUAUUUGGGAUGGCAGUAGAGUGUGCAGAGAUAAGACGACAUCACAGAGUGGGUAUUAAGGACAUUGCUGGUAUCCAUUUGCCAACAAACAUGAAAUUUCAGAGUCCUGCUUAUUCUUCAAUAGAUACUGAAGAAACAGUAGAACCUUAUACAACUGAAAAGAUGAAUCAAGUUCCUGGAGGGUAUUUGGCUUUGACAGAAGGCUUUGAAAUUAUGAAAGUAGAUUUCAACAAUCUUCAGGAAUUAAAAAGUCUUGCAACCAAAAAGCCUGAUAAGCUUGGUAUUCCUGUUAUUAAAGAAGGUAUACUAGAUGCUAUUGUAGUUUGGUUUGUGCUCCAGCUUGAUGAUGAACACAGUUUGUCUACAAGUCCUAGUGAGGAAACAUGUUGGGAACAGGCUGUUUACCCUGUGCAAGAACUGACAGACUAUAGUGUAAAGCCUGGAGACCAUGUAACAAUGGAAGUAUCUUGUCAAGAUUGUUACCUAAGAAUUCAGAGUACCAGCAUUUUGGAUUUAGAACAUAAAAUGGAAGUUUCGAAAAGUUGUACCAAGAAUAAAGACUUACUGUCUUUGGAAAAUGAGGCUGAACUCUGUAGUGCUCUGGCUAACCUUCAGACUAGUAAACCAGAUGGUGUAGAGCAGACAUGUGUGUUGGAAUCCACAGAAAUUGCUUUACUUAACAACAUCCCUUAUCACGAAGGCUUUAAAAUGGCAAUGAGGAAAGUGUUGUCUUCAUUGACCCCAGAGAAACUGCAUCAGGUCAUGGAUACUCACUGUCAGGAUAAUGAAAUGAGCUCUGAAACUGGACAGACUAAUACUAUACAGAGUACCCCUGAGCCUUCCUAUGUUUUGGAUGUGUCUGAAGGCUUCUCUAUUCUGCCUAUAAUUGCUGGCACACUUGGGCAGGUGAAGCCUUAUAGUUCUGUCGAGAAAGACCAGCAUAGGAUUGCUCUAGGCCUCAUCUCUGAAGCCAAUCACUUUCCUAAAGAAACACUUGAAUUUUGGCUGAGACAUGUGGAGGAUGAGUCUGCUGUCUUGCAAAGGCCCAAAUUAGACAAAUUGUGGAGCAUAAUUAUAUUGGAUGUCAUUGAGCCAUCUGGGCUCAUUCAGCAAGAAAUAAUGGAAAAAGCUGCCAUAUCCAGGUGUUUACUACAACCUGGAGGGAAGAUCUUUCCUCAGUAUGUGCUGAUGUUUGGGAUGCUUGUGGAAUCACAGACACUGGUGGAAGAGAAUGCUGUUCAAGGAACAGACCGUACUCUUGGGUUGAAUAUAGCACCUUUUAUCAACCAGUUUCAGGUGCCUAUACGUGUAUUUUUGGACUUGUCCUCGUUGUCUUGUAUACCUUUAAGCAACCCGGUGGAACUCUUAAGACUAGAUUUAAUGACUCCAUAUUUGAACACAGCCAACAGAGAAGUAAAGGUACACAUUUGUAAAUCUGGACAAGUGACUGCUAUUCCAUUUUGGUAUCAUAUGUACCUUGAUGAUGAGAUUUGGUUGGAUACUGCAAGUGAAGCCUCCCACUGGAAACAAGCUGCAGUUGUUUUAGAGCAUCCCAUGCAGGUUGAAGUGGGAGAAGAACUUGUUCUUAGUAUUGAGCAUCACAAGAGCAAUGUUAGCAUCAUAGUCAAACACUGAAGAUCAGCUUUCUACUAAAAAUGUCACUUAGAACAUCAAGUAUAAAAUUCUUGUUUGAAUUACUGGGCUUAUGAUCAUAAAAUGUAUAAAAUCUUAAUUUCUCAUAAUCAAAUAUUUUUCAGAAGUGACAUUAAGAAAGCACAUUUAAAAGAUCCUAAAUUAAAGAGUAGCAUUAUUUUUAUAUUAUUGCUGCAAACUUGCUUUCUGGAAAAGGAUACAUCAUUAGUUUUUGAAAUUAGGAAACUAUUUUUCUUUAUAGGGAUUUUAAAAGUCAACCUCAUUGUUAUGCAUCAGUAAGUAAAGCAGUAUUUUAAUUUUGUAGGCAUCUUGACUUAUAAUUGGGAAACAUCUAACAGUAGGUCUCCACAAAGGCUUAGGGUUGUGUUUACCUGUAAAUCACAGGCCUACUUCUUUUUUUUGGUACCGGGGAUUGAACUCGGUACCUUGCGCUUACAAGGCAGGUGCGGUGCCACUGAGCUAAAUCUCUGGCUCACAGCCCUACUUCUUUUAAAUACUCAGAGUAUUCUUAAAGACUAAGAGUUAGGGAGGAAUUACAUUAUUAGGAGGCAUUUUUGUCUUGAUCUGUUUUGGUAAAGAAAAAUUAAAAGGCUGAUAAAAGAUUAAUUCUAAACCAGUACUUUUGUUUUGAUUUGGAUGCACAGUAAGAAAGAACUCAUUCCACUUUUACAGACUUUUGAAAUAAGGAAAUUAGUAGGAUUGUCAUACCUUCUAUAUGCUAAAAGUGCUUUAUAAGCCCCCAAAAUGUUUCUUUGUUCUGUCUGUUCUCAUUGUCUCUAUUACCACGCUACCCAGCUUUCUUUUAAAUAAAUUUUAAUUAUUAAUAUUUAA
Heterocephalus glaber (naked mole-rat) is the source of this 3576-nucleotide messenger RNA. It is a transcript of the gene Prmt9, whose product is annotated as protein arginine methyltransferase 9. Gene Ontology annotation, molecular function: histone methyltransferase activity; protein-arginine N-methyltransferase activity; protein binding. Gene Ontology annotation, biological process: peptidyl-arginine methylation, to asymmetrical-dimethyl arginine; chromatin remodeling. NCBI's taxonomy places the organism in Eukaryota, Metazoa, Chordata, Mammalia, Rodentia, Bathyergidae. The record is from RefSeq and is a predicted model, not a curated record. Gene Ontology annotation, cellular component: nucleus.